CAUAACCUGCUCACUCAUCUCUCUCUCUCUCUCUAUCUAUCUAGAUUUGAGUUUUAUUAAGGAAUGGCAGGUUCAUCAGUGAAGGUUAUCGGAGCACGGCCAAGCCCCUACGUGAACCGGGUUCAAAUCGCCCUCAAACUCAAGUCAAUUGACUAUGAAUUUCUUCAGGAGACAUUCGGAUCAAAGAGUGAGCUGCUUCUCAAAUCAAACCCUGUUCACAAGAAAAUCCCAGUGUUGAUUCACGACGAUAAGCCCAUCAGCGAGUCCCUAAUCAUAGUACAGUACAUCGACGAGCAGUGGACAUCCGGCCCCUCCAUCCUCCCCGCCGACGCUUAUGAUCGGGCCAUCGCCCGUUUCUGGGCUGCCUAUCUCGACGACAAGUGGUUCCCUGCUUUGAGAGAUUACCGCUCGGCGAAAGAUGAUGAAGAAAAAUCGGCUGUACUGGACAAGGUGAAGGAAGGUUUAGCCUAUUUGGAAGAAGCUUUUGUGAAAGGGGGGGCUAAAUUCUUUGGAGGUGAGAAUAUUGGGUAUCUGGACAUUGCUUUUGGAAGCUUUUUGGGCUGGUUGAAAGCGGCGGAGAAGAUAACAGAUGUGAAGUUGCUCGAUGCAUCCACCACUCCCAGUCUUGCCGUCUGGGCUGAGAACUUCCUUUCCCAUGACUCUGUAAAGGGUGUCAUCCCCGAGACUGAGGAGCUCGUCGAGUUGGCCAAGAAGUUUGCAGCCAUCGCUAAAGCCGCCCAACCUAAAAACUAGUCCCAGUUUUCUAAAUAUGUUUUCAUUAUUAGUUCAAUAAUCCAUGUUGUAGUAAUCUUCGUCCAAACAUGUUGUUGUUCUCCUCCUAUCUAUAUAUUAUUAAUGGUCUA
This is a messenger RNA of Impatiens glandulifera, 863 nucleotides long. RefSeq names its product glutathione S-transferase U17-like. Gene Ontology annotation, cellular component: cytoplasm. The record is from RefSeq and is a predicted model, not a curated record. NCBI's taxonomy places the organism in Eukaryota, Viridiplantae, Streptophyta, Magnoliopsida, Ericales, Balsaminaceae. Bases 64 to 753 code for a protein of 229 amino acids. The transcript has 2 exons. Gene Ontology annotation, biological process: glutathione metabolic process. Gene Ontology annotation, molecular function: glutathione transferase activity.